AUGUCCUCUACAACGAAGCCAACGACUCGCCCAGUGGCCUCGGGCUCUGUAUCUUCUACUACAUCCAACGAAUCCUCCAAGUCAAGCAGCCAAAAAACAACGGUUCAAGCAGAGCAAAAGUCAAGCACCACCUCCGCAUCGAAGCACCAAAGCAAGAAGAGUAUUCCACCAGAGGGAUUCGAGAGAUGUGAUGUUUGCGGUCAACGUAGUCCUUUGGUAGGCGAUCUCUAUCUCUUCCUGGGGGUUUUGAUCAGAAGGGAUACAGUGCUAACGUUUUGACAGGACACGAUCAACCGUGGAAGAUGUGAUGAGCCUAGUUGUGUCAGACAUCCGGACUUCGCAGGUUAA
Hymenoscyphus albidus is the source of this 348-nucleotide messenger RNA. The record is from the annotation of a GenBank genome assembly. NCBI's taxonomy places the organism in Eukaryota, Fungi, Ascomycota, Leotiomycetes, Helotiales, Helotiaceae.